CUGCUAAUGGGAGCUCACGACAUUCUGGGCCAAAGCAGUAUGGUCGGUCUCCAUGACAACUGUAGGAGUAAUAUUGGCCUCCGUGCUCAUAUAUGGAGGCGUUUCCUAGUUUGCCAUUAUUGAAAAACCAUAUGUCUGUAAAAUAGACAAGACAUCAAAAGGCAGGAUGACAAUAGCGUUUUCUCUGCUACGGGAAUCCUAUAGUAAACAAUUAUAUGACUCGGCAGCAAUGCCAAGACCCCACCCAAACCGCAAGACUGUACCACGGAAAGAAAUAUCUAACUCCAGCAGUUACAGUAAAAGAAUGAAUGCCGCUGCUGUAUCCAGUGAAGACCCUACUUUCCAAGUUCAGGGUGUCCCCCCUAGAGACACCACAUGUUCCCCGGAUUCUCUGUUUUCCAGUAUUAGCAUCAGCAGCUCUGAAAAUGAGAAACAGACAUGGCACCACUCUGCCAACCCGAGGACCACCAUUCUCCUGUCCCUUCUCUACCUGGCCUUGCUGACUUUCUUUGGCAGUGCUGUACUCCUGGCAGAGAUGCGGCAUCACAACCCUCAAACACACAAUGUCCAGGGAUUUCUCACUGUGCUCAUGUUGACCUCUUCAGCCUGGAUGCUAUGGUUUGCAUGGACAUCUGCUAAAAACAAAAAAAUUAAAAUGUACCAGGAUCACCAGGCUGGAGCCAGCUGGUUAAAAGGUGGAUUGUGUCUUUUUGCUCUGGCAACACUGGUCCUAGACUGUUUAACACUUGGGUAUUACCACGAACUGCAUCAAUGUACCUCAGUAUUGGUGACUUCAUUCCCUAUUGUUCAGGCUGUCUUCACAGUGAUACAGGUCUCUCUCCUUUCAUUUUAUGCCAAAGUCUGUAUACAGGAGAAGCAACAUGUGAACAGGUUCGGCAUUAUGCAUGCACUAGCUACAAAUAUAUUAAUGUGGAUGAGUGUUGUCCUAGAUGAGUCUAUGAAGCACCUGCAGGAAAUUUAUGAUAUCCAGAAGAAUAAGAUGAACAUCUUAGAACCUGCCGGGGUACACACAAACAGCUGUGUCUGCACCACUGACCUGUGCCACAUCUUCUCUGAAGGAGCAGACUACUUGCACCCUUUUAAUAUUGAGUUCAGUCUCUUCUCUUCUACAAUGCUCUACGUCAUCUGGAAGAACACAGGGAAGACUAGUUGUACAGCAGCAGUGUCAGGACAUAGUAAAAUCAUACUUCAUGUUAAUGGAGCGUUUGUAGGCCUGAUUCUGGGAGCAUUUGCCAUCUCCGCCACUUUUGGAGUCAUGAUUAGCUUUGGUGUCCUUGCUAAGUCACCUGGGACUGUUCCUGAGGCAUUGCGUAUCUAUUACCUUUUCAACUCGGUGCUCUUAUCUGCAAUGUUCAUUGCCUCUGUAAUUGGUAUAGUGACAUGCAGGCUGCAGAAAGGUUUUCGCUUUGAUGACAUGUCUAAGAGUGUGGUAAGAAGUCUAGACAUAACUCUUCUGAUGGGAAGUUCUUGUGGUCCAUUGAUGGUCUCUGUGUUCUCAUUGGUGGCAAUAUUCUUCCUACACAUUGAAGGCAACCUAUACAUCUUGGAUCUCUGCUUUUCUCUCUGUAAAACUGUUCAAGUCCUUGGUCAAAACCUUUUUAUAACAGAAGCCCUUUAUUCGGGACCAGCGCACAAUAAAACCACUGCCGCAUCAAACGCCUGGGUCUGUUCUAUUUCCACCAAUGCGAGCAUAAAACAUGGAACAAGCAUCUUGCCUACUGAGUAUGACCACGUAAGCCUAAACUCAGGGUGUGGGGUAAGUGUAAAGAGUUCCAAAUUUUUGAUGGACCUGUGUACAGACAUGCCGAAAAAUCGACAGUCCAGAGCCAGUGGGGCAGAUGUUUUCCAAAAGAGGCAAGAGCUCAAGGAUGAUGAUAAGGUGCCAUUUUUUAAAACCAGAAGAAAGAUUCUGCAGAACAUAUCAAUCCUGUUAAUCUGCUACAACAUAUCGGUCUGGAUUUUAUACGCUUAUGGUACCCGGCCACACUUGGUGAGCCAAAUAGAACAGUCCUUUUACGGCUUCACACUCUGGGUGAUCAUUGUAAAGAUCUCUCUUCCGCUGGGGAUCUUCUAUCGCAUGCACUCUGUGGCCAGCUUGUUUGAAGCCUAUUGUAACAUAUGUGAAGCGGCUGCCUGAUAAGACUUUUACAAUGGCCUUGACUUUAUUCUGUUACUGAACACUAUGCUAUCAGACUCAUAUACGAGACAACUGCAAAGACUUUAUGAGAAAAAAUUUUGAUGCUGGAAUUUUACUCUUUCUUUUAUAUGGUGUUUUUAAGAGUACCACAGAAAAAUGUUACUCAGUAUGUACAUAUCAUUAUUAUGUGUCUAGCACCUACAUUUCUCUCACAAAUACCUUUUAUCUGUUGCUCACUUGGUUUGUCAUUCUGUGUUUUGGAGAGGGAAUGUCCUUACUCUGUAUGGAUUAUUUUCCUCCCUGAACCUGCUGUGCUGUGUUGGGUCUCUUCACCCAAUCACUGCAGGCUUCUUUGUAACCCCUUCCUCUCUGUUUUCAUGCUGCAGUCUUAUAGGACAGGAGUGAGCAUAGAGGAGUGCUAGUCCUAUAAGAAUAGAAAGUAAAAACAUUGGUUAUGCUAAGAACUGGAUGUUAAUGCUAUUUAGUAGGAAAAGCAGAAUCAUAUACAGGUUUAUAAACAUAGUUCAGUAUAGCGCCUGCACAAGUAUAUAUAAGGCAUUUUAUUACUACAGUUAGCACUACAGGAUACUUAUAUGAUAAUAUGAGACUUUUAAAAUAUCAUAUCUUAAAUAUUUAUAACAAGAGUUUUAUUAAAAUUUUCAGGAUUUACUCUGUAUUAUUAUUUAAUUAUAACAAUACAGUAACAUUUUAUUUUAGUAAUAAAUCAUAAUGUUCUGUUUGUAUCACAAAACUAAGUGA
Molecule: messenger RNA, 2917 nt
Organism: Hyla sarda
Lineage: Eukaryota; Metazoa; Chordata; Amphibia; Anura; Hylidae
Product: proton channel OTOP2-like
Exons: 8
Coding region: 167-2158 (663 amino acids)
Biological process (GO): proton transmembrane transport
Cellular component (GO): membrane
Molecular function (GO): proton channel activity
Source: RefSeq, a predicted model, not a curated record